Sceloporus undulatus (fence lizard) is the source of this 2242-nucleotide messenger RNA. RefSeq lists its product as uncharacterized. Bases 53 to 1231 code for a protein of 392 amino acids. The transcript has 2 exons. The record is from RefSeq and is a predicted model, not a curated record. Lineage: Eukaryota; Metazoa; Chordata; Lepidosauria; Squamata; Phrynosomatidae.
GAAAGUUGAACGUGUUGGAAGUGCUGCUGUGUCAGAGGCGCGUGAGAGGCUGAUGGAGGCGGAAACCCUGGAGGAGCGCUACUCCCCGGAGGAGCUGAAGCGUCUGCGGGGGAAGCUGGAGGGGCUCCGGGAGAACCUCGUCUCGGCGGCGGUGAGGGAGGCAGGGCUGCGGAAGAGGCAGGUGACGGUGGGGAGGACCUCUCUGGGCGAGUGCCUGAGGCAGCUGAGGGAGGCCCAGGAGGGCUUCCUCAACCUGUUGGAGAAGAGCCUCAUUCUCAUCGACAGGGUCGAGCUCCUGAGGGAGAGAGAGGCCCAGAGGAAGAAGAAGAAAAGCCCAAGAACAACAAGGCUGGAGGCAGCCAAUCAAGAUGGAGGUGGCGGCAACAACAAGACCGUCCCUCCAGGGCAAAGUGAGGGCCAGACAGGUGGCCCUGAGGAGCAACAACAUCCACAGCACCUGCAUCCACCCCUGGCUCCCAAGGAGACCCUUCCUGAAGAGGAGGGCCGAGAGGGCUCAGGUCUACAAAAGAGUGAGAUGGAGGGGGACCAACAGCCUGACCUCCAAGGAGAGGACCAAGACCCUGGAGAUGACGCAGGUGACCAAGUCAGCGGAGAUGACAGCAAUGGAGAUGGCAGUGAAUGCAGCAAUGAUGGCAAGGAGGCCUCAGAUCCACAAAAGAGUGGGGCUGGAGGAGAGGCACAGGAUUCUGGUGACGAAGAGAGUGAAGAGAACAGUGAAGAUGUUUGUAGCGAUAAAGAUGAGGAUAGUGAGGAUAACAGUGAUGUGGAUGACUAUGAUGAAGACAAAGACAUGGGUGUCUGGUGUGAUGCCCUGUGGGCAGAUGUGGGUGAACUGGAGCAGAAGGUGGGCAUAAUGCAGAAUGUCUCACAGGAGGAGGUGGAUGCCUUGAAUGCAAAGGUGCAUGACUUUUUUGACAACUUAAGGGACAUUAUGUGGGAGGUGGGAGGUGACCUAAAGAAGAAAGUGAUUCACUUGUGGUCUUUCAUGUGGGAAAUCCCAUUGCAGGCAGUAGCUGCCCUACAGGAAACUUUGAACAGUUUCUUGCCAGUGGAAUUGACUGCAUUAAAAAAGGAGUCUGAUUCCCUGAGGGGUUUUCUGCAGGCUAUCCAAAGCCAAGACACAGUGGAGAAGCUGGCUGGCUUAAUCGUGAGUUCACUUGCAGGAUGCCCUGACGGAUUUUCCACUGUUAAAGUUGAGUGUUCCAUAUGAUGUCCCACUGAAGGAUGAUGAUGCCAUAAAGCAGGGACUGGAUACCUGGUACUCUGCACUGCUGCAUGUCCUACUGAAGCAGGGGCAGGAGAAGGUAGAUGCCUUGCAGGAGAAGGUAGAUGCUGUGCAGAAUAUCUCUCUGAAGCAGGUAGCUAUAUUAAAGGUGAAGAUUGGUGCUGUACAGAAGCAGAUGGGUGCCCUUUCAAAAAUCCCUCUGAAGGAGACGAUGAUCCUGAUAGCAGCGGUGCAUGAACUGUCCUGUGCUUUGUCAUUUUCCUUAAAAGAAAUGAUCCCUGUGUGGAACAAGGCACAUGACCAGGUAUUUACCCUGAAGACUCGCAAGGGGGAUGCCUUACAGGAACUGCAUCCUCUGUGGAAGAAACUGGAUGACUUGCAGGAUGCCCUUGGUCGUGUUCCCAUUAAAAAGCUAGAGAUACUUAAAAAGAGAGUGAAGGAGUUGCCUUGAAAGGUGGUCACUUUGCAGAUUAAUCUAUUGGACUCCCUGGAAGAAGAACUGCAACUUCUGAAGGACAAAUUGAAUUUCCUGAGGGAUCCUUCCUUGAAUGUAUUGGAAGAAGAGCUGGAUGAGCUGCAAGAAACACUAGAUGGGAUGCGGCAUGAUCGGGAUUACCCACUGCAGGAGGAGGUUGGUACCCUGCAAAAGAAGAUGGAUGCCCUGCAGAAGAAAAUUGGUGCAUGGCAGAAGACAAAUGCCCCCCUGCAGGAGGUCGAGGAACUGAUGGAAACAGAGAGAAGUAGCUUCUCUGAGACACUGAAAGCUCCAGAGGCAGGGGAUAAACAAAUUAAUGCGGGUGCCAGAAGGAUUACAGACCAGCCAGCUAACAUGGUGGCCAAAAUGGCUGUUCCAUCUUCGUUUGAGACAACAAAGUAAGAUAUACUUUCAGAGUUAAUGAAAUAGUUACAUCUGUCUCCCACUGGAUGCACCAUCGGCGUCUGAAGCUCAAUAUGUCCAAGACCGAGCUUCUUGUUUUCCCACCUAAGCCCACCCUU